This is a messenger RNA of Calliphora vicina (urban bluebottle blowfly), 3096 nucleotides long. RefSeq lists its product as uncharacterized. NCBI's taxonomy places the organism in Eukaryota, Metazoa, Arthropoda, Insecta, Diptera, Calliphoridae. Gene Ontology annotation, molecular function: calcium ion binding. The coding region runs from base 1 to 3096 and encodes 1031 amino acids. The transcript has 2 exons. The record is from RefSeq and is a predicted model, not a curated record. Gene Ontology annotation, biological process: negative regulation of protein sumoylation.
AUGGAUAAUCAAUUAAUACAGUUAACAAGAGGCCACUUGAAAAAACUAAGUGAGUGCAGAAUUUUCGUGGUAGCCUUUGCUAUUAUAGCCGUAGCAGCUUCAGCUGCCAUUGAUAGUCCAAUUAAUGAAUAUUUACCACCAUCAGAAGACACUGUUAAUUUAGAUCUUACUAACACCGAUGACUCGACCAUAUUAGCCGAUGAUGGUUAUCGCUACAAAACCUUAAGACGCCUAAAGUAUCGUCAACGACGUGACGUUUCCGAAAUUGCCAACGAGUACUUGCCUCCUUCUGAAGAAGCCACCGAAGCUGUAGCCGAAUUGAAAUCUGUUGAGGAACCUGAAGAUUCCGCUGUCUUGGGUGAAAAUGGUUAUGAAUAUAAAACAGUUCGUCGUUUGAAAUAUCGUCAACGUCGUGAUGUUUCUGAAAUUGCCAACGAGUAUUUGCCUCCUUCUGAAGAAACCACUGAAGUUGUAGCUGAAUUGAAAUCUGUACAGGAACCUGAAGAUUCCGCUGUCUUGGGAGAAAAUGGUUAUGAAUAUAAAACUGUUCGUCGUUUGAAAUAUCGUCAACGGCGCGAUGUCUCUGAAAUUGCCAACGAAUAUUUGCCUCCUUCCGAAGAAAACAACGAAGCUGUUGCUGAAAUUAAAACUGUUGAAGAACCAGAGGAGUCUGCUGUUUUAGGUCAAGAUGGCUAUGAAUACAAAACUAUUCGUCGUUUGAAAUACCGUCAACGUCGUGAUGUCUCUGAAAUUGCCAACGAGUACUUGCCUCCUUCCGAAGAAAACAACGAAGCUGUAACUGAAUUGAAAUCUGUAGAAGAACCAGAGGAUUCCGAAGCUGUAGCUGAUUUGAAAUCUGUAGAACCAGAGGAUUCCGCUGUUUUGGGUGAAAAUGGCUACGAGUAUAAAACUGUUCGUCGUUUGAAAUACCGUCAACGCCGUGAUGUUUCUGAAAUUGCCAACGAGUAUUUGCCUCCUUCUGAAGAAACCUUCGAAGCUGUUGCUGAAAUUAAAACUGUUGAAGAACCAGAGGAGUCUGCUGUUUUAGGUCAAGAUGGCUAUGAAUACAAAACUGUUCGUCGUUUAAAAUACCGUCAGCGUCGUGAUGUCUCUGAAAUUGCCAACGAGUACUUGCCUCCUUCUGAAGAAACCACCGAAGUUGUAGCUGAAUUGAAAUCUGUAGAGGAACCUGAUGAUUCCGCUGUCUUGGGAGAAAAUGGUUAUGAAUAUAAAACUGUUCGUCGUUUGAAAUAUCGUCAACGUCGCGAUGUCUCUGAAAUUGCCAACGAAUAUUUGCCUCCUUCCGAAGAAAACAACGAAGCUGUUGCUGAAAUUAAAACUGUUGAAGAACCAGAGCAGUCUGCUGUUUUAGGUCAAGAUGGCUAUGAAUACAAAACUAUUCGUCGUUUGAAAUACCGUCAACGUCGUGAUGUCUCUGAAAUUGCCAACGAGUACUUGCCUCCAUCUGAAGAAACCUCCGAAGAUUUAGCAGAAUUGAAAUCUGUAGAAGGACCAGAGCAUUCCGCUGUUUUGGGUGAAAAUGGUUACGAAUACAAAACUGUUCGUCGUUUAAAAUACCGUCAGCGUCGUGAUGUCUCUGAAAUUGCCAACGAGUACUUGCCUCCUUCCGAAGAAAACAACGAAGCUGUAACUGAAUUGAAAUCUGUAGAAGAACCAGAGGAUUCCGAAGCUGUAGCUGAUUUGAAAUCUGUAGAACCAGAGGAUUCCGCUGUUUUGGGUGAAAAUGGUUACGAAUACAAAACUGUUCGUCGUUUGAAAUAUCGUCAACGUCGUGAUGUUUCUGAAAUUGCCAACGAAUAUUUGCCUCCUUCUGAUGAAACCACCGAAGCUGUUGCUGAAAUUAAUACUGUUGAAGAACCAGAGGAGUCUGCUGUUUUAGGUCAAGAUGGCUAUGAAUACAAAACUGUUCGUCGUUUGAAAUACCGUCAGCGUCGUGAUGUCUCUGAAAUUGCCAACGAAUAUUUGCCUCCUUCCGAAGAAAACAACGAAGCUGUUGCUGAAAUUAAAACUGUUGAAGAACCAGAGGAGUCUGCUGUUUUAGGUCAAGAUGGCUAUGAAUACAAAACUGUUCGUCGUUUGAAAUACCGUCAGCGUCGUGAUGUCUCUGAAAUUGCCAACGAAUAUUUGCCUCCUGCCGAAGAAAACAACGAAGCUGUAGCUGAAUUGAAAUCUGUAGAGGAACCUGAAGAAUCCGCUGCUUUGGGUGAAAAUGGCUACGAGUAUAAAACUGUUCGUCGUUUGAAAUACCGUCAACGCCGUGAUGUUUCUGAAAUUGCCAACGAAUACUUGCCUCCUGCUGAAGAAACCACAGAAGCUGUAGCUGAAUUGAAAUCUGUAGAGGAUCCAGAGGAUUCUGCUACUUUGGGUGAGAAUGGUUAUGAAUACAAAACUGUUCGUCGCUUAAAAUACCGUCAACGUCGUGAUGUUUCUGAAAUUGCCAACGAGUACUUGCCUCCUUCUGAUGAAACCACCGAAGCUGUUGCUGAAAUUAAAAGUGUUGAAGGACCAGAGGAUUCUGCUGUUUUAGGUCAAGAUGGCUAUGAAUACAAAACUGUUCGUCGUUUGAAAUACCGUCAGCGUCGUGAUGUCUCUGAAAUUGCCAACGAGUACUUGCCUCCUUCUGAAGCAACAACCGAAGCUGUUGCUGAAUUGAAAACAGUUGAGGAACCAGAAGAUUCUGCUGUAUUAGGUCAAGAUGGCUAUGAAUACAAAACUGUUCGUCGUUUGAAAUACCGUCAGCGUCGUGAUGUUUCCGAAAUCGUCAACGAAUACUUGCCCGCUGCUGAAGAAGCUACAACCGAAGCUGUUGAAUUGAAAUCUGUAGGAGAACCUGAGGAUUCCGCUGUCUUAGGAGAAAAUGGUUACGAAUAUAAAACUGUCCGUCGCUUAAAAUACCGUCAACGUCGUGAUGUCUCUGAAAUUUCCAACGAGUACUUGCCUCCUUCUGAAGAUACCACCGAAGCUGCAGCUGAAUUAAAAUCUGUAGAGGAACCUAAGGAUUCCGCUGUCUUAGGAGAUAAAGGCUACGAAUACAAAACCGUACGCCGCUUAAAAUACCGUCAACGUCGUUAUUAA